AUGGACAAGAGGACUUAGAACAGCCCAGAAGAAAUAGGACCAAGGAGACAUGGAGAAAGACCCCAGGAGCUUCUUAAACAGGAUGUUGUUCGAGACUGUUCUCGAGGAGGUGAAUGGGUUCGGACCCUUCCAGAUUCUCAUCCUAGUCCUACUGUGUUCUCCGCGCAUCGUUCUGCCCUGUCACUUUCUCCUCAACAACUUCAUCGCAGCCAUCCCUCCUCACCACUGCGACUUUAAAGCUGCGGACCAUGAUGGCCUCCUGUCAAACCUGAGUGAACAGCAGAGACUGGUGGUGUCUCUUCCCCUGACGGAGGAUGGGCUCCCAAAGGCCUGUGAGAUGUUUCCUGAAGCUCAGUUUGACCUCCUGUCCAACGGCUCCUCUGGAUCUGACCUACCCACAGUGCACUGCAGCAGAUGGGUCUACGACAACUCCACCUUCACCUCCACACUGGCUACUGAGUUUGACCUGGUGUGCGACCGGAAAAGUCUGGCCAGAACCGCCAGCACCAUCUUCUUCAUGGGAGUUAUGUUGGGGGGCAUUGCUUUUGGGUUCCUCUGUGAUAAGUAUGGGCGUAAAAACAUGCUGUUGUUAUCGUACGCCCUGCCUGUGGUGUUCGGCCUCUCCAGUGCCUUCGUGACCUCCUACGAGAUGUUUGCUGUGCUCAGGUUCUUCACAGGGUUUGGACUGACAGGAAUUAGCAUCAUCUCCUUAGUGCUGAGCCUGGAGUGGAGUGACACUAUCCACAGGUCCUUCAUCGGUGUGAUGGGCAGUACAGCCUGGUCAGUGGGGAACAUGAUUCUGGCAGGGUUAGCCUUCUCCAUCAGGGACUGGAGACACCUGAUGCUGGCAGUGACCGCUCCACUGGGACUGGCCCUGCUCAGCUGGUGGUGGCUUCCUGAAUCUGCUCGUUGGUUAUUGGCCAAUGGAAAAGUGGAAAAGGCGAGAUUUUAUUUGAACAGAUGCUCCAAGUUCAACAAGGGACAAACUCUGUCACCACAAAUCCAGUUAGAGAGUUUCAUUGACAUAAAAGGCACAAAGAAAGCUGAGAAAACAUAUAAUUUUCUCGACCUGGUCAGAACUCCAAGGAUACGGUCCUACACCAUCAUCACUGGAAUUGUCUGGUACGGUGUCGCUCAGACGUACUAUGGCAUCAGUCUGAACAUCAGUGGCUUUGGGCUGAGCAUUUACUUAACUCACUUCAUCUACUCCGCCAUCGAAGUACCCGCCAAGUGGACCAUUUUUGUUCUGCUCAACAUCAUCGGACGCAAGUGGUGCCAGGCCGGGACGCAGCUCCUCACCGGAAUCUGCAUCUUCAUCAACAUCUUCAUACCAGACAGCCUGUGGUAUGUGCGUGCAGCCAUUGCCAUACUAGGAAAGGGAGCCUCUGAAGCUGCCUUCACAACAGUCUUCUUAUACACUACUGAAAUUUUCCCCACCGUCAUCAGACAGAACGCUAUGGGCUACACCGCCUUCAUGAGCCGCCUGGGCGUAUGCAUCUCUCCUCUGAUCCUGCUGCUGGAGGACGUGUGGGUGACCCUGCCUCAGAUCAUCCUCUGCACCGGGGCCAUUCUGUCGGGUCUGGUGGUGCUGCUCCUGCCUGAGACGCUCAACAUCCACCUGCCGGAGACCAUAGAGGACGUGGAGAACCCGAGGCGUAAAGGAACAUCUGAUGGUGUUGAAUCCACAGAGGCUCGUCUGGACUCCAAACUUUCACCUGGUCUAACAUAGUUGAGCAGCUGUUUGAGGGGAAGCUCACUCACCCGGCCUCGUCAGUGGAACAAUGUUUCACACUAACUGAAAAAAUGGACGUCCGAUUGUUUUCUUGUAGUUUCUUAACAUGUCCGUGUUGAGAGGUCAGGGGUUACAUUGUUGGAGACUUGCUAAGAGAUAUGUGCUUUUUUUUAUAACAAACAAACAAUAUAUGUAGUUCAGUAGUAGUCUAUAAUACAGAUUCUUGUUGUAGUACAGUGAGGUAUUGGGCCCAGGCACUGACAGGUUCAACAUUUGAGAAUUUACCUUUUGGAAGUUUCAUGGCAAACGUAAAACCCUCAUGUGGGAGUAUGACAGCAUCACCUUUGAGAAUCUAAAAACACUAUUACAUUCUAUAGCAAUAUGUGCAGGAGCAACUGAACCCAGGCUACAAAGUUAUUUUCAUAAUCAAGUGCAGAUAAACUGGAACCAGCUGUUGCUAAAGUUCUUUGUUUUUUUUAAGUAUGUUAGAUGUUACCAGCUCAGCUAUGUUCAUCACAAGAGCAGGGUGUAAAGGGUGUAGUGGCGCUUGUGAUCUUGUCCAAUCAUUGCAAGGUAUGGUUCACUUUCACCUUUAGUCUUUGCCCUCAGAGAAAUGCACCUCAGGGGAAGCCCAUUCCCUCAGAGCUGAGAAGAGGAGGGACUCAUUUUAUAACUGCCUAAAUAUAGGUUUUUACACUAAUUAUAAAAUAUGUGUUGUUAUACUAAUCACUCAAAUAUUGUCAAUAAAUUCUUACACAUUUUGU
Molecule: messenger RNA, 2496 nt
Organism: Periophthalmus magnuspinnatus
Lineage: Eukaryota; Metazoa; Chordata; Actinopteri; Gobiiformes; Gobiidae
Product: solute carrier family 22 member 7-like
Exons: 12
Coding region: 50-1729 (559 amino acids)
Biological process (GO): transmembrane transport
Cellular component (GO): membrane
Molecular function (GO): transmembrane transporter activity
Source: RefSeq, a predicted model, not a curated record